Eriocheir sinensis (Chinese mitten crab) is the source of this 354-nucleotide messenger RNA. Its product is annotated as tripartite motif-containing protein 44-like. Lineage: Eukaryota; Metazoa; Arthropoda; Malacostraca; Decapoda; Varunidae. Bases 1 to 354 code for a protein of 117 amino acids. The record is from RefSeq and is a predicted model, not a curated record. The transcript is spliced from 2 exons.
AUGGAUCACCUGGAGACUGAAUGGAAGACCGAAGAAGACCUGGAGACUGAAUGGAAGACCGAAGAAGACCUGGAGACUGAAUGGAAGACCGAAGAAGACCUGGAGACUGAAUGGAAGACCGAAGAAGACCUGGAGACUGAAUGGAAGACCGAAGAAGACCUGGAGACUGAAUGGAAGACCGAAGAAGACCUGGAGACUGAAUGGAAGACCGAAGAAGACCUGGAGACUGAAUGGAAGACCGGAGAAGACCUGGAGACUGAAUGGAAGACCGAAGAAGACCUGGAGACUGAAUGGAAGACCGGAGAAGACCUGGAGACUGAAUGGAAGACCGAAGAAGACCUGGAGACUGAAUGA